AUGGCUCCAGCAGCGCUAUCUUGGAACGAGCUCUGGAUAGCUCGCACUGCUAUCCGCCGGCCCCGCCAACCCCUCGAGAUAUUGCCGAUAUGCGUCUCGGCGAUAAGGACCCGGACAGCGGGUCGUAGGGGACUGCCCUGGCUAGUGACGCUAGCGGCCAUCUUUGGAGGCGGCAGAAGUGCCGCGCCGGGCAGGCGAGCGAGUUGGGCACAGCGAGAGCUGGGCAGGGGAUCAGAUCUAGGCACAAGGGUCAAGGGUGUGGCGUUGGAUUGGGGCGGCCAAUCAUGGGUCAACCGCGAUCGGUGGGGCUUGCGCAUGGCCUCCAUCGCGGCGGGGCAACUGCCGGCGGCGGGCACGCAAUUGCCUGCCUGCCACUCAGCUCCUACCCGCCCAAGAUAA
Gaeumannomyces tritici R3-111a-1 is the source of this 399-nucleotide messenger RNA. RefSeq lists its product as hypothetical. NCBI's taxonomy places the organism in Eukaryota, Fungi, Ascomycota, Sordariomycetes, Magnaporthales, Magnaporthaceae. Bases 1 to 399 code for a protein of 132 amino acids. The record is from RefSeq and is a predicted model, not a curated record. The transcript has a single exon.